Histoplasma mississippiense is the source of this 1971-nucleotide messenger RNA. RefSeq lists its product as hypothetical. Gene Ontology annotation, cellular component: plasma membrane. Gene Ontology annotation, molecular function: magnesium ion transmembrane transporter activity. The transcript has 2 exons. The coding region runs from base 1 to 1971 and encodes 656 amino acids. The record is from RefSeq and is a predicted model, not a curated record. NCBI's taxonomy places the organism in Eukaryota, Fungi, Ascomycota, Eurotiomycetes, Onygenales, Ajellomycetaceae. Gene Ontology annotation, biological process: intracellular magnesium ion homeostasis; magnesium ion transmembrane transport.
AUGAGUGAGUCGCCAAGAUCAGAUAAGGGCGGGACCCGAUUCAGCACUCCUGUCCCAGAGCUUGAUGAUCACCGCUUCCAGCCAGAGUCUCUCCCUAGGGCGGACACCGCCGCUGACAAUGUGCUGAGCUGGCAGGACAAGUUGCUGCAGGCGCGCCAAGCGCAAGAAGGUGGAAGUCCAAUGCCACGCCGUGUUAAUGAUACGUUUCACCUCGAAGUGGGACCAAUAUCCAGGGACUUCGAGAAUGCGAUUGCCGACGAUGAACUUAGUGCCAAUGGUGACAGACGGCGCUCAUCUGUGAACCCUAUGGCGCCGGUUCGACCGAGCCUCCAGAGACCUAAUCUCACCUUGCAUGAUCUCCCGACUCGGUCUCGAGCCUCAUCGGCAUCGGGUAAGUCCAGUUCGCCUCCAAAUUCUGUCGAAGCAUUUGCCGAGCCGCGUCGCCGUGAACGUGCGAAUACUAUGGAGAGUCAUGCGCCGUUGGACUUGGAUAUCGUUCUCCAGAAGACCAUGUCCACUGGCACCAAUCAACGUCGCCCGACCUUCAGCAACACGAGCGCAAUUGGCGCAGAUACCGUGGAUCCGAGAACUGGUCUCAACGACGAUGCGGAUGUGUGCUUCCCCACAUACGAUGAGAGCGGAAAAACCUCAAUCAUCGACUUCGAGGAGUUGGAGGAAUUCGUGGCCCUUAGCAGAAGGAAAAGUCAGACCGUGCCCCGCAAAGUUAGCAUGACUGCGCAGAGAAAGCGAUCUCGCACCUUUCACGAUUUACGACCUAGGUCGGAGGCUAGGGAUAUCCCCAAAAUUGUCAUGCGACCGUCCACCGCUGCAUCCGUGGUCGACACUGCCGGUAGUCUUGAAAAGCAAAUCAGCCAUACCGUGGAUGAGAAAGAAGUUAAAAAUCUUCAUAAUGAGAACGAGCGUAACCGCUUCAGCUUCUUUUCAUCCGAGUACCAGAACACAGUCCACGCAUGUGAACUGGGUGGCCUCGUGCUUGAAGGAGAGACUUUCCGUGACCUGUUCCAGCUAGGUCCUGAUGGUGGCGUAUGGUGGCUCGACGUCCUUGAUCCGACCAAUGAUGAAGUAGGAGCGAUUUCGCGAGCUUUUUCCAUCCAUCCCUUGACUGCAGAGGAUAUCAUGAUGCAGGAAGACCGUGAGAAGGUGGAAUUGUUCAAGCAGUAUUACUUUGUCUGUUUCCGGACUUUUUACCAGAUCGAUAAACUCAGUGAUGACUUCCUGGAGCCAAUCAAUACGUAUAUGGUUGUUUUCCGCGAGGGAAUCAUCUCCUUCUCAUACACCGAAAACCCCCAUGCGGGCAAUGUCCGAAAGAGAAUUUCGAAGUUGCGCGACUAUGUGUCUCUUAGCAGUGAUUGGGUUUGCUACGCAAUGAUCGAUGACAUCGUCGACAGCUUCGGUCCUGUCCUCCGCGAUGUAGAGAUCGAAUCCGAAGUAAUAGAAGACCAAGUUUUUAUCGCGCGCGUCGAGGAUUUCAACGUCUUCCUCCCCCAAAUCGGCGGCCUGCGCAAAAAAGUCAUGAGCCUCAUGCGCCUCCUGGGCGGCAAAGCAGAUGUCAUCAAGGGAUUCUCCAAGCGGUGCAAUGAGCAGUACUCCGUCACGCCACGGGGGGACAUCGGGCUCUACCUCGGCGACAUCCAAGAUCACGUCGUGACUAUGAUGUCCAACCUAGGCCACUUUGAGAAGAUGCUCAGCCGCUCGCACACCAACUACCUCGCACAGCUGAGCGUGACGAACCUCAUGAUAGGCAACCGGGUGAACAAAGUGCUCAGCAAGAUUACGUUCCUGGCGACGAUUUUGGUGCCUCUCAAUUUGAUCUGUGGGUUGUUUGGGAUGAAUGUUACGGUCCCUGGACAGUCGGCGGAAGGGCUCGGGUGGUUCUUUGGCAUUUUGGGAGUCAUUGGGAUGAUUGUUAUGGUUAGCUUGGUGAUUGCGCGUCGCUAUAAACUUCUAUGA